Hippopotamus amphibius kiboko is the source of this 3477-nucleotide messenger RNA. Its product is annotated as guanylate-binding protein 1-like. Gene Ontology annotation, molecular function: GTP binding; GTPase activity. The transcript has 11 exons. Bases 261 to 1799 code for a protein of 512 amino acids. NCBI's taxonomy places the organism in Eukaryota, Metazoa, Chordata, Mammalia, Artiodactyla, Hippopotamidae. The record is from RefSeq and is a predicted model, not a curated record.
CCUCGCGGACUCGAGCUCAGGGAAGCGAGGUUUCCCGCGAGGGAGAAACUUUUGAUGACACGAAUCCCAUUUUCACAAAACAGCUUUUCAGCAAUUUCAGGAUUGUGUUUCGUAACUGAAGACUUGUGCCGGCUCAACAUGGCUGAUUUUUUCCGUUCUUGCUUCAAUGGCAUGGCUUUGAGGCUUAUUACUCCCACUGUACUUCCCCCGCCGGCUUCUCUCUGGGCUCCACAGUGCAGUCUCACACGAAGGGCAUCUGGAUGUGGUGUGUGCCUCAUCCCAAGAAGCCAAACCGUACUCUAGUUCUGCUUGACACUGAGGGCCUAGGGGAUGUGGAGAAGGGCGACAACCAGAAUGACUCCUGGAUCUUUGCUCUAGCAAUACUCCUGAGCAGCACUUUUGUGUACAACAGUAUGGGAACCAUCAACCAGCAGGCCAUGGACCAACUGCACUAUGUGACGGAACUCACAGAUAGAAUUAGGGCAAAAUCCUCACCUGACGUGGAUGGGUUUGAGGAUUCAGCUGACUUUGUGAGCUUCUUUCCAGACUUUGUGUGGACACUGAGGGAUUUCUCCCUAGACUUGGAAGCAGAUGGGCAAUCCAUCACAGCAGACGAGUACCUGCAGAAUUCACUCAAGCUUAGGAAAGGUACCAAUCAAAAAGAUAAAAAUUUUAAUCUGCCUCGACUCUGUAUCCGGCAGUUCUUCCCAAACAAGAAAUGCUUUAUCUUUGAUCGGCCCACUAGUAGGAAGAAACUGGGCCAGCUUGAGGAACUGUGUGAUGAUGAUCUGGACUCCGAAUUUGUGCAACAAGCUGCAGUCUUCUGUUCCUACAUCUUCAGCAAUUCCAAAACGAAAACUCUUUCAGGAGGCGUCAAAGUCAAUGGACCUCGUCUAGAGACCCUGGUGCAGACCUAUGUCAAUGCCAUCAGUAGUGGGGAUGUGCCCUGCAUGGAGAAUGCAGUCCUGGCCUUAGCCGAGAUUGAGAACUCAGCCGCAGUGCAAAAGGCCAUUGCCCACUAUGACCAGCAGAUGGGCCAGAAGCUGCAGCUGCCCACGGAAACCCUCCAGGAGCUGCUGGACCUGCACAGGGCCAGUGAGAAGGAGGCCAUUGAAGUCUUCAUGAAGAGGUCCUUCAAAGAUAUAGACCAUGUAUUUCAAAAAGAACUAGGGGCCCAACUAGACAAAAAGCGAGAUGACUUUUGUGACCAGAAUCUUAAAGCAUCAUCAGAUCAUUGCUCAGCUUUACUUAAGGAUAUUUUUGGUCCUCUAGAAGAAGGUGUGAGACAGGGGAUUUAUUCUAAACCAGGAGGCUAUCGCCUCUUCAUUGAGAAGAUACAAGAGCUGAAGAAAAAGUAUCUUGAGCAGCCCAGCAAGGGAAUACAGGCUGAAGAGAUUCUUCAGGCCUACUUGAAGUCCAAGGAGUCUGUAAUGGAUGCAAUUCUACAGACAGACCAGACUCUCUCAGAGAAGGAAAAGUUGAUUGAAGUGGAACGCGUGAAAGCUGAAUCUGCACAGGCUGCAGCAAAAAUGCUGCAGGAAAUGCAAACAAAGAACCAGCAGAUGAUGGAACAGAAAGAAAAGAGUUACCGGGAACAUGUGAAACAACUGACUGAGAAGAUGGAGAAGGAUAGGGUCCAGUUGCUGAAAGAGCAAGAGAGAACUCUCGCUCUCAAACUUCAGGAACAGGCCCAACUACUACAGGAAGGAUUCCAAGAAAAGAACACACGACUUCAUCAAGAAAUAAAGAAUCUCGAGAAGAAGAUGCAAGAACGAAACAAUAAUUGUUCCCUAAGCUAAAGAACUAAAGAAUAGAGCUUUUCUGGUCACUCAUCUGACGUAUUAAUCAAGCAGUUUAAAAUUAAGAAAAAUGUCACCACACUUGCUAAUAUUUAGGUUUUGCAUUUUUACUAUACUAAAAAUUUGCAAAGACAUGCAGUACUAUAUUGUAAUCAUGUCCAUCUACCUCACAAUAUUGUAAACUGUGUAACAAGAUGCAUUUUACCUCUGUGCCAACCCAGGAGGUAUCAAAAUCUGGUACCAUCCUGGAGCUUCUUCUUCCAGAUGACCACUACCUGGACAAGUGGAUACUGAGUAAAGUCUCAGAUUAAAGACUUGGGACAUAGUUGGUCAUGAGUUUGGCCAAGUGCACAACAGUUUCCAAUUUCAAGGUCAACCAUUCUAGCUUCUUAGUGAAGACAGUAUACAGUGUCCCAUUGUUUCAAGACUGCACAGUCUGUCAGCAAUGAUGUGAUUCCUGGGCACUGGGAAUGGGCAGUGCUUACUGGUGAAUUCUAAGCGAAAGCAAAUCACCUUAUAUAGUGAUGUAGAAACUCUACAGAGUUUCCAUAGGAAGAUGGGAGAAACCAUUAGCAUGAGUAUGAGUUGGAUCAUAAAUCAAUGGGCUAAAGAAGGAAACUUUCCCUUCUUGCUCAAAUCACCCAGAUUAUAACUUUAAUGGGGCUCUUUAGAACUUUAGGUAAGUGACAUUGGACUAAACAUAGUAACGUGAUGACAAUUAUACAUGGUGUGUUUGUAGCAAUUUAUAAUUUGUAAAGAUGAACUUGAAAUGAUGACAGAUAAUGUGCUAGAAAACUGAGCUAAAUUUAUUAUUUGAUUGUUUAUAACCCUAAAGUUUAGGCUAUAUUUUCCCAAUUCUUAAGAGUCAUAUUUGAAAGCCUGCUUAUUUUCCCCAAAGAGAAUAUGGGUUGUUUUUUACUUUUUUUGACCAGUAAGAUAAUGCUCUUGAUAUUACUUACAAUAGACUUUGUCACAAUUGUCAAAAGUCCUGGGUAUGUGGUUGAAAUUUCUUAAAGUGAUUAAGAAUUAUUUUUAAUCUGGAUAUAAAUUAUGCCUUAUUGAAGUUUACAUUUCUGAUUUUUUAAAGUUUUUAACCAGAAAAAUAAGGUUUUAGUUUAUAUAGCUAUGGUUGGCUAACUUUACUGUAAAAGAUGGGAUAGUAACUAUUGAUGGCUUUGUGAGCCAUAUGGUCUCUGACUCUGCCACUGAAUGCUGCCAUAAAGCAGUCAUUGAUGAAACAUAAAUGGAUGGGCAUGGCUGUGUUCCAAGAAUACACUGUUUUCAAAAACAGGUGGCACUCAGAAGCCAUAGUUUGCAGACUCUUGCUUUAUAUACUAGAAACAUUAGUCAAAGUUCUAUGCACCUGCCUUAUGUUCCUUGCAUUUGUAAGGAACAUACAAAUUAGAUUGUAUAUGUUAGCAUCUUGAAAAGAUUAUGCAGUGUUUCAAAAUAUUACAUAAUGAGAGAAAAGCAGGGAAGCAGCUAAUGCCACUAAAUCUACAUUAACAAGCAUGCGUUUUUUUUGGUUGCCUUGGGACCUUUUACUCCACUGAAUCCGCUUUGCUCAUAUCAGGAUGGAGAACACCUCUCUCCACAGUAGGGCAAGCGCUUAUAAGCAGUACUUCUUUACUCAAACUGCGACUUCAUAAGGGACCACGUGAGACCAACAGCAUAUUAG